Myotis brandtii (Brandt's bat) is the source of this 2073-nucleotide messenger RNA. It is a transcript of the gene LHFPL1, whose product is annotated as lipoma HMGIC fusion partner-like 1. NCBI's taxonomy places the organism in Eukaryota, Metazoa, Chordata, Mammalia, Chiroptera, Vespertilionidae. The record is from RefSeq and is a predicted model, not a curated record. The transcript has 4 exons. Bases 647 to 1309 code for a protein of 220 amino acids. Gene Ontology annotation, cellular component: membrane.
GCAAAUCAUUGUUAAUUACAGAACUUUGAGGCAUUGGACAGGGAGUCUCCAAGCUGCUGCGAUGCCCCACCAUGUUUAUACCUUGGCUGACUCCCAAGACUUAAGGGCUCUUCUCUAAAUGGGAGAAAACAAACACAAGUUUCCAAAAGUGAAGACAACCAAGAAAUGUCCCUUUAACGGAUAAUGCUUGAGAACCAUCACACUUUUUUUUUAUGCGAGGAUACUAAAUAGAAGAUUUUUUGGCUUAAGUGGCUCAAGAAAAAGACCUUGUGGGUUCAUCAGGGAAACUGUUUCCUGAAGUCGUGGUGAAGUACAAGAAAUGUCAAUCAAGAAACUGGCUUCUAGUGAAUCAUCGAGAUGAAGGCAAAGGGCCUUUUGGAAAGCCUAGAGACCACAGAACUCUAAAUCAGGUGGAAGGAAGGAAUGAUGGAAAAAGUGCUGGAAAGCAGAAGCCCAUAAGGACCCAAAUGGUCCUCGAGAGAAUAAUUUUAUCCAAAAGCAAGAGCCAAGUGACACAUAAAUGAGCCACAGGACUGGCCAGCCAGAUGAAAAAUAGACUGAUGGAGCCUACAUGAUAACUUUCUGUAUUUGAUUCUGUGACCCAAAACUAACUCAUCUCCCCAUACCCGCAGAGAAACCUGGGACCAUGAGGAGCAGCCUGACACUGGUGGGGACCCUCUGGGCCUUCCUGUCCCUUGUUACCGCUAUGGCCAGUUCUACCAGUUACUUCCUGCCAUACUGGCUCUUUGGAUCCCAGCUGGGGAAGCCAGUGUCAUUCAGCACAUUCCGGAGGUGCAACUACCCUGUGCGGGGAGAGGGGCACAGUCUGAUCAUGGUGGAAGAAUGUGGGCGCUAUGCCAGCUUCAGUGCCAUCCCAAGCCUUGCCUGGCAGAUGUGCACAGUGGUGACAGGUGUUGGCUGUGCUCUCCUGCUCCUGGUGGCCAUGACUGCAGUCCUGGGCUGCUGCAUGGAGGAGCUUAUCUCCAGAAUGAUGGGACGUUGCAUGGGAGCAGCACAGUUCGUGGGAGGGCUGCUGAUAAGCUCAGGCUGUGCAUUAUACCCCUUAGGAUGGAAUAGCCCGGAAGUAAUGCAAACAUGUGGGAAUAUCUCCAAUCAAUUUCAGUUAGGUACCUGUAGGCUUGGUUGGGCCUAUUACUGUGCUGGAGGUGGAGCAGCUGCAGCCAUGUUGAUCUGUACCUGGCUCUCUUGCUUUGCUGGAAGAAACCCCAAACCUGUAAUGUUGGUGGAGAGCAUCAUGAGGAACACCAAUUCUUAUGCCAUGGAGCUUGACUACUGCCUCAAGCCUUGAGCUUUGGUGGAAGAUUGGAAAGGGUGGGAAAGAGGAAGGAAGGAAGGGAGCCUUGAAAAGAGGUACUAAGACUAGACCCAGUUGCCACCCACCUGUCAGCAGUGUAGCCUAGAGUUGCAUGCUUUUUAACUCACCAGUCAUUCAUUUUCACUUUCCCUUAAGCCAGUGGGUCAGUGACUACUUACAAAAUUCAUCAAGAUAUAUGAUUUUCUCAAAUGUUUACCUAGCUGGUGAGUACCCACUAGCCCCCAAGUCCCAAAGUACUCCUUUAUGAAAAAUAAGGAGAAGAUCCUCACUUGAAAUGUAACUGCACAAAGCUAGGUAAGAACACUCGAGCAGGGAGGGACAAGGAGAUGAACAGGGCUGGUUCCUGCCAUUCCAUUCUUAUGGCCCUCCCCCUAGUAUUGAUUACUAUCUAUAACAUGCCAUUGAUCAAAUACUUGAGACUUUCUCAGGACUAUACCUUGACUCUUCCUCUUUUAUCUGGCCUCUUUUCCUUUUCUUUUGUGGGAAAGCUUGUGGUGAGGGUAAUUAUCAAUAAGGAAAAUAUUAACCAAGGAUACUUAUUUAGUCUAAGACCCCUUCCUCAUUAUGCUUUAGAAUAUUCAUAAGAGUUCAUUUUGUGUUUUGGCUUGGUGACUGGCAUUAAAAUAUAGUGGCAAGUAUUCUCUAGUCCUUUAUAUAUUCAGAAAUGGUGUUCAUUAAAUGUUCUGAGCAUAUAAUAGCAUUUGUUGUGCACUAAAUAAACAUGGUUUUAUGAUGAU